Penicillium canescens is the source of this 2412-nucleotide messenger RNA. RefSeq names its product putative ATP-dependent RNA helicase DRS1 (gene drs1). NCBI's taxonomy places the organism in Eukaryota, Fungi, Ascomycota, Eurotiomycetes, Eurotiales, Aspergillaceae. The transcript is spliced from 2 exons. The coding region runs from base 1 to 2412 and encodes 803 amino acids. Gene Ontology annotation, molecular function: nucleic acid binding; RNA helicase activity; ATP binding. The record is from RefSeq and is a predicted model, not a curated record.
AUGGCUCCGUCAAGGAGUUCCAAAGACGACGAUUUCGUCUUCACGCUCUCCGAUAACGAAGACGCACCUCGAUUCGACGAUGAAGAGGACAAUGAAAUGCUGGGCGAUGCACCAACCGACAACAAGAAGCGCAAGCGCGAGGUCGAGGCUCCUAAGCACAAGAACAAGAAGCAAAAGCAACAAGAAAAGCAGCAGUUGAAGAACGCCAAGAAGAACAAGAAAAACGCCGCCCCCGAUCCCGAGCCCGAGUCUGAGGAGGAGGACAGUGAUGCUGCAGAGGAUGCGACAGAAGACGAUGGAGUCCUGAACCCAGAGUUCGAGUUCGAUGUCGGCGGCGCAGCCAAUCAGGGUGUCACCGAAGGCUUCGAUGGUUGGGGUGCUGCUGAUGAACAGAAGAAGUCCGGUGACAAGAAGGCAGUGGACAUCGACGAUAUCAUUGAGCGGAGACAGGCCAAGAAGGAGGCUGCCUCUAAAAAGCAAAAGAAGAAGACACAGGACGAGGAGGAAAUCGCUAGCGCAUCUGAGGACGAUGCCGCAUCAGAAGCUGGUAUGCCGGUGGAGUUCGACGACGAUGAGCUCAUGGCCGCUGAUGGAUUCGGUAUGGGCGUGGACGGCGAGGAGGAAAGUGAGCCAGAAGGAUCUGAAGCUGGCUCUGGACCGGAAGAUAACGACGAGGAGAAGUCCGAGGACGAGGACGCAGAUGAAGAUGACGACGAUGCUGCAUCUGACAAUGACUCUGUAGCCACACCUGUCGGUCACCCAGAUGAUAUCGGCUCCGACGGAGGCUCUGACGCAGAGAGCGAAGUGGACGCCGAGGAAGCAGAGAAGCGCAAAGCAUUCUUUGCCCCCGAAGAAAAGACCGACCUCAAGGCCUCCAUGGCCAAGAUGACCUUCCAAGAAUUCAACCUCUCUCGCCCUAUCCUUCGAGGUCUGGCCUCCGUUGGAUUUACCGAUCCGACGCCCAUCCAACGCAAGGCCGUCCCCGUUGCUCUGCUGGGCAAGGAUAUUGUUGGUAGUGCCGUGACUGGUUCAGGAAAGACCGCUGCUUUUGUUGUUCCCAUCCUGGAGCGUCUUCUCUUCCGUCCCAGGAAGGUUCCUACAAGUCGUGUUGUGAUCCUGAUGCCCACUCGUGAGUUGGCGGUUCAGUGUUACAAUGUUGCUGUCAAAUUGGCCACCUUCACAGACGUCACAUUUUGUCAAUUGAUCGGUGGUUUCAGUCUUCGCGAGCAGGAGAAUGUGCUCAAGAAGCGCCCCGAUGUUAUCAUUGCCACUCCCGGUCGUUUCAUUGACCACAUGCGCAACUCGCCGAGUUUCACAGUUGACACUCUGGAGAUUCUGGUUCUUGACGAAGCCGAUCGUAUGCUUGAAGACGGUUUUGCCGACGAGUUAAAUGAGAUUCUCACUACAAUUCCCAAGUCGCGCCAAACGAUGCUGUUCUCUGCCACCAUGACAGACUCUGUCGACAAGCUUAUCCGUGUUGGCAUGAAUCGCCCCAUGCGGUUGAUGGUGGACGCCAAGAAGAACACUGUAUCAACCCUGGUUCAAGAGUUUGUGCGCCUUCGUCCCGGUCGAGAGGAAAAGCGUCUCGGAUAUCUGUUGCAUCUGUGUAAAGAAGUUUACACAAAGCGUGUUAUCAUCUUCUUCCGACAGAAGAAGGAAGCGCACCGUGUCCGUAUCAUUUUCGGACUACUAGGUUUGAAGGCUGGAGAGCUUCACGGUAGUCUGAGCCAAGAGCAGCGUAUCAAAUCCGUGGAAAGCUUCCGAGAUGGCAAGGUUGCCUUCCUUCUCGCCACCGAUGUCGCUUCUCGUGGUCUGGAUAUCAAGGGUGUCGAGACCGUUAUCAACUACGAGGCCCCUCAGAGCCAUGAGAUCUACCUUCACCGUGUUGGUCGUACUGCCCGUGCCGGUCGCUCUGGUCGUGCUUGCACCAUUGCCGCCGAGCCGGAUCGCAAGGUGGUCAAGCUCGCCGUGAGAGCCGGCAAGGCCCAAGGCGCCAAGAUCGCCAGCCGUGUGAUUGAGCAAGCUGUUGCUGAUAGCUGGGCGCAAAAGGCGGAAGAUCUGGCUGAUGAAGUACAAGAGGUCUUGCAGGAAGAGAAGACCGAGAAGCAGUUUGCUCAGGCCGAGAUGCAAGUCAACAAGGGCGAGAACCUGAUGAAGCAUGGACACGAAAUCAUGUCGCGACCAAAGCGCACAUGGUUCGAGACCGAGAAGGACAAGAAGGUUGCCCGCAAGCUUGGUGCUGUCGAACUGAACGGACCCAAUGUCAAGAAGAGCAACGUGAAGCUGAGCAACAAGGACAAAAAACGUCUGGACGAUGCCAACGAGCGUCACGAGGGGAAGAUCGGAUGGAAGAAGGGCAAAAGUGAUCGGGACGCACCCAAGACGGGAAAAAACAAGAAAGGCAAGAAAUAG